Messenger RNA from Agrilus planipennis (emerald ash borer), 3351 nucleotides. RefSeq names its product dynein intermediate chain 3, ciliary-like. Gene Ontology annotation, cellular component: outer dynein arm. The transcript is spliced from 9 exons. Gene Ontology annotation, biological process: outer dynein arm assembly; cilium movement. Gene Ontology annotation, molecular function: dynein light chain binding; dynein heavy chain binding. Lineage: Eukaryota; Metazoa; Arthropoda; Insecta; Coleoptera; Buprestidae. The record is from RefSeq and is a predicted model, not a curated record. Bases 1529 to 3277 code for a protein of 582 amino acids.
AGUAAUUUGUAAUUUUCAUUCUUUUUCCUUGAAUAAAUGAUAUUGAUUAUUUACAAAGUCGUUCUUUGCCUUUUUCUUUUCAGACGAUUCAGUUUAAUUACUUUUUAUUAAAUAUUAUUGUGAUUUUAUCCGUAAGUUUAUACCUACAAAAUUGUAUUUAUUUGAUUACAUCGUUUUACUUUUAGAUGUAUAUUAAGUGAAUUAAGUUAAUGUUACAGUGGAUUAAUCUUAGUAAUUACUGUAGUGCCUAUGAGACAAAUAUUGUUUUUGCAAUUGUAAUAUAUAAUGUAAUUUUAACCAAUUGUCUAUGUAAAUUCUAUAUACACGAUGUAAAUAAAAUUAUGCAAAUAGUUAAUAAACUAAUGAUAUAUUACAAUUAUGUUUCAAGAUGUAUUUUAUAUAUUGUAUUAUUCCCAAUUUUUUUUGUUACAAAUUGAAAGUAUUUACGACUAGGUAGUUUUAGUUCCUAUUUGUUUCUUUUUAUUAUAUGUAUACCACAUUCUUAUUAAUUCUAUUUAUAGUUCUAAAGAAAAGGGGGUCUAAACUGCGGUGAAAUUUAAAAGUAGGAUACCAGAACCAUCAAAUGCAAGGUAUGGGACUUCCGUCACGAAUGGGACUCAAUUCUCAGCCACUGCCACAGUUUCGUUUUUAUGGAGCUACUGUCAUAAUACGUCGUCAUUUGUUUAAUGUCUAGUUGGAAUAUACCGCUACAUUAUUUCAUUUUUGUCAAUUUUUGAAACAGAAGUGCUUAAAAAUACGUGAUAUUUGCGUUUUAUGCCUCAUUUUGUUAAAUUAUUUAUUCAAAUGGAGUAAGUCUUAUUUAAUCAUUAGUAAUCAUAAAAUUUGCACGCAAAUCCAGCAUAAUGCAGACCGUUUUAUAUUUUAUAAUUAAAUUUUGUGUUAUUUAUCAUUGUAGAGCACAAUUUCAGCUUGCUCUAGAGGAACUACGAAAAACUCAACAGAAAACUGCAGAAAUUUCACAAAGAUAUGCUCAUUUAGAAUCAAUUUUAAAAACACUUCAAUCUGCUUCCAAUGAUUCCAAGUCCACUACUUCAUUAGGAAGCACUAUUAGUCAAGAAAAUACUUCAGAAAAAAGAAGUUUCGUAUCCAGAAGUUUAAUGAUGAUACCUAAGAAAUCAGUUACAAAUAAAUCAAAAUUUGAUGAUGAUAUUACACAUUCCGUUCAAGAAAGAAUAAAGCAACAUAAUGUGAUUAAAAAAAGUAUUGGUAUCUACCAGAAUAAAAUUAGUUUGGCUAGAAACAAGUUUUUAAACAAUUUGGAAAAUAUGAUAUGAAGAGGAAUAUUCGUUUAUUUAUUUAAUAUUGAUAUUUAAACUUUAAUUUUCAAUGAUUAAAUGUUAAAAAAAAAUAGAAAUGAAUACAGUUAAAUGAUAGUUUUAACUUGAUUAUAAUAAAUAUAUCAUAUGUGGUUGCCACAGUAUUAUUGAUCAAUCUGUUUGUCUCUCCCUCAAAAUAAAUUUACUUCUCAUGUUAUUUUGUAUUUAAACGUAAUAAAUUGUCCUUAAAAAUGGAAACCACCUUUUCAUAUCAGAAGAAAAGAUGCCAGUUUGGGCGUCAGUGUCUGUUUAGUGAUAAAGGUCCUGAUUUAAUAGAUGACUAUCCAGGACACACACAAUGGAUGAAAGAUUUUAUUCUUAGGGAUCCUGUGGAUAAAUCUACACAGAAUGCUCCUAUGCAAUCAAAACACUGUGUGAAUACAUUUAGAGCAGAAUUUUCAACUAGCAGUAUGAACCAUGUCGAAGGGGGUUGGCCGAAAGAUAUCAAUAUUCAAGAUGAAGAAGCCACCAAGAGAUAUAGACGAAAGAUCGAGAAAGAUGACGCUUUCAAUCCAACUAUAUUUCAGCUUGCUAAAACUAUGGAAAAUUGUAUUCUCCAAAACAACGCAAUAAAUAUUUAUCAACAAUAUUUUGACGAUGUGGAACCUGCUCCUUUGAUAGAACCAAGUUCUGCUCGCAUUGUGAGUGUAUUUCAAGAUCAAUGUCCUGUAAAACGUCCCAUCAGUCACAUAUCGUGGUCUCCAGAUAAUGGUACCAAAUUGGCCAUGUCACAUUGUAAUCUCACAUAUCAGGCUGUUCCAAAACCCAACGAAUCUUCCCACUCCUAUAUUUGGGAAAUGGAGAAUCCUAAUACUCCCUACCUUGUUUUGAAACCGGAAUCUCCUUGUGCUUGUCUGGAGUAUAACCCAAAAGAUGGUAACUUAUUAAUCAGUGGGCAAUUGGACGGUCGUGUGGUCAUUUGGGAUAUUCGAAGAGGAUCCGAUCCUGUUGAUCACAGCCAGAUUGAAGUGAGUCAUCGAUAUCCUGUUUUAAAUGCCCUUUGGAUAACGUCAAAAUCUGGUUGUGAAUUUUUUAGCGCAGCACCAGAUGGAAAAAUCAUUUGGUGGGAUAUGAGAAAGUUAAACGAGCCUUUAGAAGUUCUGAUAGUUGACUUGGUAGAAGAUCGUUUACAAUGUCUUUCGAAUGCUCUUGGUGUUUCGGCUUUGGAAUAUGAAGCUUCAAUUCCCACUAGGUUUAUGAUUGGAUGUGAAAAUGGACAGAUUUACUCUGGCAAUCGUAAGGGUAAAUCGACUAUGGAAAAGUUGAAUGUAAAAUUCGACGCCCAUUUGGGGCCUGUACUUGCUUUACAACGGAACACUGCUUAUCUAAAAAAUUUCCUGUCCAUUGGCGACUGGACUGCUCGAGUAUGGGCCGAAGAUUGCCGGGAAAGCUCGAUAAUGUGGACAAGUUAUCACAAAACGAUGUUAACCGAUGGCGCAUGGAGUCCAACUAGAUUUUCCGUAUUCUUUACUGCUCGCGAGGAUGGUAUCAUGGACAUAUGGGACAUUUUACAACAACAAAAGAGGUCUGUUUGCUGUAUAAAGGUAUGUGAUGUAUCUCUGAAAUGCCUUCGAUGUCACGAAAUGGGCAGACUUUUAGCAGUCUCAAAUUCAGCAGGCUCCACUUAUUUGGUGGAACUUAGCGAAAAUUUGACUACAUCUACCAGAAACGAGAAGACUCUUUUAAAUGCGAUGUUCGAAAGAGAAAAUAAAAGGGAAAAAAUUUUGGAGGCGAGAAACAGAGAAAUUCGUCUCAAAUUGCAGCAACAACAAAUGACAGAACAAACUGCUGAAGGAGGCGAAAAGAGAUUAAUGAAUCGGGCAGAUGAUGACUUUGAAGCAAAAUGGAUAACUCCAGAAGUUAAGCAAGCAGAAGAAGAGUAUAUGAAAAUUGUAAAUGAGGAACUUAAGAAACGAAAUUUGAAAGAAAAAGAGAACUGAGUUUGGACGCCAGUGUCUUUUCAGCGACAAAGGUCCAGACCUUAUCGAUAAUUAUCCCGCUCACAAGGAAUGGA